Messenger RNA from Coregonus sp. 'balchen', 24222 nucleotides. The record is from the annotation of a GenBank genome assembly. NCBI's taxonomy places the organism in Eukaryota, Metazoa, Chordata, Actinopteri, Salmoniformes, Salmonidae.
AUGGCCCAAUUCCAGCGCCCGACACUGUGUUGCUGCCGCAAAGUGCUCACAGUGCCUAGCAAGUCGUGUGAAGGCGGCCAAGGUCUGGGUCAAUGUCGCCUUGUCGACAUCGCCUCUGCGUCCAACUUCCACUGCUUCAAGCUUCGCCACUUCCAUCUCGACCUCCGCCUCAACUUUGCCGUAAAGGAGAUCACUGGGUGGCAAGUCCUGGAACUGGUGGCUAUCCAACCAGGAGUGCAGACUUUGGUUUUGGACACUCACCCAUCCUUGCUAAUUCAUUCCAUAGACUGCAAGGUGCCUGGCACCACCGGUGCCCAGGACAUUUCCCCGUCGCUCACGUACCGGGUAGACCCAUUCACAGACUAUGGAUCCUCGCUGAAUAUCAGCCUCCCAGCCUCUGUGAUACGGCUGCAUCGGGCUUUCCAGAUCACCGUUCGCUACACCACGACAGACGGUCCAGCGGUAAGGUCACUUUAAAGGUUCAGGCUACUGCACAGUUAAAUUGAGCUUAGGAGCAUUUUUAAACUCUCCAUUGUUAAAGUAGUAAGGCUUACUAAGUAAGUAAUAGAUGUAGUUGUAAAAAUGUACUGUGCUUCAUUGUCAUAUAUUAUUUUAUAUUACGCCAAUUUGCCCAAUGUGGACAGUUUGUGUUACGACAUUACACAAGCUCGCAUUUUUACCACAUAACAUUUUGUGGAAUUUUGCUUCAUAUUGGUGAUGUUGAUAUAAAAGUUUAUAGUCAUCACAAAUACAUUAAAUUGAUUGCUUUAAACAGAUUCAUAUAUUUGGUUUGGUACUGUUGAUUUUGUUAUACGUACCUGUAUGUCGCAGGACUUAGAACGGCAUUAUAAUUUUUAAGCUGGAAAUGGCACAGAACAUUUGUGGCGCUCUCUGUAUAAAAGCCGAUAGCCGCACACCAAUACACCGAUUUUAAGAGUCAAACUAUCACUUAAAUAACAGCCAACCCUUAUCAGUGUUGAUAUCCUAUGCUGGGUGGUGAUUUGUUGAAGUUAAAUAACAAAGCAACUGAUUUGUUUCUGCCCCGUUUCGGCAGCCUCCCAGAAACUCCAUCCAACAUUCUAGAAUGUAGAUGACUGUCUUCAACAAAUUCUCUUCUAACUAGUGAUGUAGAAUAUCUGGGGAAGGGUACCAAAACAUUUCUGCAACAUUGAAGGUCCCCAAGAACACAGUGGCUUUCAUAAUUCUUAAAUGGAAGAAGUUUGGAACCACCAAGACUCUUCCUAGAGCUGGCAGCCCGGCCAAACUGAGCAAUCUGGGGAGAAGGGCCUUGGUCAGGGAGGUGACCAAGAACCCGAUGGUCACUCUGACAGAGCUCUAGAGUUCUUCUGUGGAGAUGGGAGAACCUUACAGAAGGACAACCAUCUCUGCAGCACCCCACCAAUCAGGCCUUUAUGGUAGAGUGGCCAGACGGAAGCCACUCCACAGUAAAAGGCACAUGACAAUCCACUUGGAGUUUGCCAAAAGGCUCCUAAAGGAGUCUCAGACCAAGAGAAACAAGAUUCUCUGGUCUGAUGAAACCAAGAUUGAACUCUUUGGCCUGAAUGCCAAGCGUCAUGUCUGGAGGAAACCUGGCACCAUCCCUACGGUGAAGCAUGGUGGUGGCUGCAUCAUGCUGUGGUGAUGUUUUUCAGCGGCAGGGACUGGGAGACUAUUCAGGAUCGAGGGGAAAGAUGAACGGCACAAAGUACAGAGAGAUCCUUGAUGAAAACCUGCUUCAGAGCAUUCAGGACCUCAGACUGGGGCGAUGGUUCACAUUCCAACAGGACAACAAACCUUAGCACACAGCCAAGACAACACGGGAGUGGCUUCGCGACAAGUCUCUGAAUGUCCUUGAGUGGCCGAGCCAGAGCCUGGACUUGAACCUGAUCGAACAUCUCUGGAGAGACCUGAAAAUAGCUGUUCAGCGACGCUCCCCAUCCAACCUGACAGAGCUUGAGAGGAUCUGCAGAGAAGAAUGGGAGAAAUUCCCCAAAGACAGGUGUGCCAAGCUUGUAGCGUCAUACCCAAGAAGACUUGAGGCUGUAAUCGCUGCCAAAGGUGCUUCAACAAAGUACUGAGUAAAGGGUCUGAAUACUUAUUUUAAAUGUGAUAUUUCUGUUUUUUAUUUUUAACACAUUUGCAUACAUUUCGAAAAACCUGUUUUUGCUUUGUCAUUAUGGGGUAUUGUGUGUAGAUUGAUGAGGGGGAGAAAAACAAUUUAAUCAAUUUUAUAAUAAGGCUGUAACGUAACAAAAUGUGGAAAAAGUUAAGGGGUCUGAAUACUUUCCAAAUGCACUGUAGUUGUAAUAAUAUAAUAAUAAUAUGCCAUUUAGCAGACGCUUUUAUCCAAAGCGACUUACAGUCAUGCGUGCAUACAUUUUUGUGUAUGGGUGGUCCCGGGGAUCGAACCCACUACCUUGGCGUUACAAGCGCCGUGCUCUACCAGCUGAGCUACAGAGGACCACGGACUACAGUUGUCCGGUUUAUCAGGUCCCAGGCUCCAUUACUGUUCUGAUUUAUUUAUUUACAAGUUGUACCUGAUAGAGCAGAUCUAGUCUUGCGUGUGAACGUAAGCCGUCUGGCGCGAGAGACUCAUUGGGAGGGAGACUAGAGCAGGCCCAGAAGUUCUGACUGAACGGACUCACAUUUAAGUGCCCCAGGGUGGUCCAUUUACUUUGUGCUGUUGUAAUUUAUGCUAUGAAAUCCUGGGAUUUCAUUGGGGCAGUUCCCCCUCAUAGCAAAUAGCUGGCAAAACAAUCCAAGCAAUGUUCGCACAGCCUAUGCACCAACGGAAGCGGAGCUGCUGCUGGCAGAGUAGUAAGUAACUGAACAACUUGUUUUGAACAAUAUAAUUUAUAUUGAAACUGUACUUUUAUGAGCAUUUAAAACAUAAUCCAUGAAUUAUUUAAUUUAUAUAUAUAUAUAUAUAUAUUUAUUUAUUUAUUUAUUAUACACAUAAUGGGUGGCCCGCCGGUGGUGCAUACACCCCAAACUUUUGCCUCCAGUUCUAUUGAUUGCAAUGUGAUAUCCAUGGACGUGAUUAACAAAAAACAAAUUGCGUUACACUUACCACGUUGGCGACCCACUUGAAUCAAAAUGCAACACUUCAAAAUGUGGCUAGGUGUCUUCUACAAUUUGUCCUCUAACCAGUGAUGUACACAUUAUUCCCAGAUUCCGUCUGGUUUUUGAGCUGUGUUAGUUUUAUCACAAACGAUUUCUGCAUAUUGGUUAUUGAUUUGGACACGUUAAAACUGUGUUUUGACAUUGGGCUAUUUAUCAAAAUGUCUUGUCAACAGGAAGCAGUGACAGCAUCAUUUACAACUUAAGGUUUAGGAACAUUAAUUGAACUUUUAACAUUAAUUUCCAAUGGUAAAAACUGCAGAAUGAGUCCAGAAACUAGCUGUGAUUUGAUUUAUUUUGAUGAUAUACCAGAAAUCACCAAAACGGGUUUGACCUGCCUAACAUUGGUGACAGCUGGGGUAGCUGGCAAAACAUUGAUGUUGGUUAGCCUAAUUAUAAACACAUUUGCAUGUGCCCAUUGUUGAUUAAUAACAUGACAGAACAAUUUAAUCUAAAUCUAAAUUCAUACCUAAAAAGAGGCCAUUAAAAAAAAACAUGUAUUAAUUUAUUAUUAGUCUGUCAUGAUACCCAAGUUUCCCACUUGGGAAGUAUCAGAAUCAACCAAUAGGAAGCUCUCUGCAAAUAUCUUGCGUUCAUUUUAAGUCUGAGUGGGCGAGUUUCCGACAUUUUAUGAACGAGGCAUAAUUUCACCUCUUAGACUGGAGGCCCAUUACCCUAUCCUUAAUAUUCUAAGUUCUGUGCUGUGUAGGCUACCUGCAAAAGGAACAUACUGUAUGUUAUUACAGCUGUCAGUCUGGCAUGGGAUCAAUGGAGUUUCCCCAUGCAAAGCCUGUCACAUAGGUCAUGGGAGGUUAAAUUAUUUUUCAUAGGGGUCAAAUUAUGAUUUCCAUAUCGACCGUCAGCCCCUAUACCAGUGUUUCCCAAACUCUAUCCUGGGGACGCCAAGGGGUGCAUGUUUUUUAUUUUUUUUAUCCUAGCGCUACACAGCCGAUUCCAAUAAUCAAAGCUUGAUAAUGAGUCGAUAAAAAAAAUAAUUCAGCUGUAUGUAUUGCUAGGGUAAAAAACAAAAUAUGCACAGUCAAACAUUUAUUCUAACGCCAAAAUUGACAUCAAGGCAGUCUCGUCUAAAACAGAGUUUGAAAUCUCAGUGCGUCACAACAAGUAAAUUAAGGUUGGGUUUGGAUUACAAUUAUGUCAACAAAUCAUGCCCCCUUUUGCCAAGCUCCACGUGCAAAUCGCCCCUCCGCCCACUUCGCUUCCCUUCAUUGAGGGAGUUCUAUUACGCUGGCCCGGGUUGAACCAAGCAAUGGCCCGUCACGUCAUCGGGCGAAAGUGGGGAGGGGAGGAGCGCCAUUCUCAAAUCAAACAGUAGGCUAAUCUGCGCUGCUCGGUCAUGUUGUCAACAAGUCAGCUAGGUGCAUCGUUCAGAAUCAAAUAAAUGUUUGAAUUUUCAUACUAGUUUUCAUUGGGAAGGCAUUCACAAUUGCAUGUGAAAACACAGAAUCCUAGUCAUCACUCCACGUGCUUGAUUACGUCACAUUUGUUUUGAGCUGACUUCACCGUCGGCCAGAGCGGGGCUCCUGGCUCACGCCCCGGAGCCAGCCCAGUUGCAAAAUGAAUGCAAUCACCGGCCAGAUAAAUGAACCCCCUCAUUUAAUGGGGCUCCGUUGUUUCAUCGCCCCCAAACUGUUCAAAUCAAAGGAUCACGGCCAUUUGAGACUGAAAAGUGAGUAUACCGGUAGCUAGACCAUAGACUGCUGGUUAUGUAUCUGGUUAUGCAUAUUUUGAUAAUCAUUAUCACUAUCAUAGCUAGCAUAGCUGACGUUAGCUAGCUACCUAGCUACCUAACUAGCUAGCCAUCUAUACUGAACAAAAAUAUAAUCGCAACAAUGUAAGUGUUGGUCCCAUGUUUCAUGAGCUGAAAUAAAAGAUCCCAGAAUUUUUCCAUAUGCACAAAAAUCCUACAUUUUGUGCACAAAGUUGUUUACAUCCCUGUUAGUGAAGAUUUCUCCUUUGCCAAGAUUAUCCAUCCACCUGACAGGUGUGGCAUAUCAAGAAGCUGAUUAAAAAGCAUGAUCAUUACAUCUAUUGCUGGGGACAAUAAAAGGCCACUCUAAAAUGUGCAGAUUUGUCACACAACACAAUGCCACAGAUGUCUCAAGUUUUGAGGGAGCGUGCAAUUGGCGUAAUGACUGCAUGAAUGUCCACCAGAGCUGUUGCAAGAGAAUUGAAUGUUAAUUUCUCUACCAUAAGCCACCUCCAACAUCGUUUUAGGGAAACCGGCUUCACAACCGCAGACCACGUGUAACCACGCCAGCCAAGGACCUCCAUAUCCGGCUUCUUCACCUGCGGGAUCGUCUGAGACCAGCCACCCAGACACCUGAUGAGUAUUUCUGUCUGUAAUAAAACUCAUUCUGAUUGGCUGGGCCUGGCUCCUCAGUGAAUGGGCCUGGCUCCGAAGUGGGUGGGCCUAUGCCCUCCCAGGCCCACCCAUGGCUGCGCCCCUGCCCAGUCAUGUGAAAUCCAUAGAUUAGGGCCUAAUGAAUUUAUUUCAAUUGACUGUUUUCCUUAUAUGAACUGUAACUCAGUCAAAUCAUUGAAAUCAUUGCAUGUUGCGUUUUAUAUUUUUGUUCAGUAAAACUAGCUAGCUAGCUGGCUAAUGUUAGCCUACCUUAAUACAACUCUGAUUUGGCUUGGAAACACAACAACAUUUCAAACAAAGUAAAAAAAAAGAAAAAAAAGAAAGGAAAACCUUAUGUUAUGAUUGUGAUGUCGCCAGAACAUUAGCAUUGCUAGCUAUUUUUGACUGACUUUGCUAGCUAGUAACAGUAAUGGCAACAUUUGCCAUCUCUCUAAAGUAAAUAUGACGACAUCAUAAUAUGGCAAAGUUGUUUCCUGCUAAUGAUUUGCCUACUUUAGCAAUGUCAUCGUAUUUCCAUGCCACUCUAAAUUAGUAUAAUUUAGAGAAAACAGUCACAUUAGCCUCCAAGGUGCAACCCAUGUCUAGGGCACAAAUAUAUAUUGGCUGCAGCUAUGGUGGUACUAGCUAACUCAUGUCUAACUACAACAGUGUACUAAAUAGCAGCAACAAACUCAAACCAACCCAUGGCCACAUUGGUUGCAUAGUGUAAGGGCGUCACCGGCCUCAAUCUAAUCCAAUCUGGAGCCAGUCAGUCUACAUCUGUGAAGUAUAGAAAUAGCUUCCAAACGCGAUUACGUUAUUUCUUAAGCUAUGUUAAUAAUUGAGGGACGAUGAUAAUCUUUGACCCUGUUUUUCUGUUAGACCAAGUGCACAUAUUAUGUCCAGGACAUAACCUAGCCUGGUGGAACCAGUCUGAUCGCUGUGUUCACCAUUCUAUUUCACAUCACAUGUAAUAGAAAGGUGAACGCAGCGAUCAGGUUGGUUCCAUCAGGCCACUCAUAACCACCAUUUAUAUAAUGUAAUCAGUGCUCUGUGUGUUUGUGUGUGACCGACCAGUGUCUUUGAGGGAUCAGGAGCUGAUCUUCGCAUCUAUGCCCAUCAGAGGGUAGUGCGUACGGCCCAGUACAUCACUGGGGCCAAGCUUCCUGCCAUCCAGGACCUCUAUACCAGGCGGUGUCAGAGGAAGGCCCUCAAAAUUGUCAAAGACUCCAGCCACCCUAGUCAUAGACUGUUCUCUCUGCUACCGCACGGCAAGCGGUACCGGAGUGCCAAGUCUAGGUCCAAAAGACUUCUCAACAGCUUCUACCCCCAAGCCAUAAGACUCCUGAACAGCUAAUCAUGGCUACCUGGACUAUUUGCACUGCCCCCCCACCCCAUCCUUUUUACGCUGCUGCUACUCUGUUAAUUAUUUAUGCAUAGUCACUUUAACUCUACCCACAUGUACAUAUUACUUCAACUACCUCAACUAGCCGGUGCCCCCGCACAUUGACUCUGCACCGGUACCCCCCUGUAUAUAUAGCCUCCCUACUGUUAUUUUAUUUUACUUCUGCUCUUUUUUUUCUCAACACUUUUUUUGUUGUUGUUUUAUUUUUAUGCACUGUUGGUUAAGGGCUGUAAGUAAGCAUUUCACUGUAAUGUCUGCACCUGUUGUAUUCGGCGCAUGUGACCAAUAACAUUUGAUUUGAUUUGAUCAAUGGGGCUCUGGCAAAGACCUCACCUCAAUGGGGAGAACAGAAUUAGGUAGGUUUAGUCUGACCUGUUCAAACUUCAACAUAGUAUAUGUUUAUGUGUCAGAUAUCACCUAUCCCUAACUGCCAUUGGUAAUAGAACAGUGACUAUGUGUGUAUGUGUUCACAGAAACAUGUAUGGAGCCAGCACAUGGAGAUGAUUUGAUGAAGUCCAGACGGGCUUGAUCUUUAUGUCUCUGAAUGGAGAUUGUCCAUUCAGAGAAAUUUUUACUAGACACAACUUUUACUUGCAUUAUCUUUUUUUAUUAUUGAAUUGAUUGAUAUCAGGGAACUCCUGUUCUAUACGAGACACCACACAGGAAGAUACUGUAUGACCACUGACAUGUUUGCCAAGGUAGCCCCAUUAUCACCAGACAAAAUGCCGAUAGGCACAGUAACUAUCGGCUGGGAAUGACAAUGAAAUAUGAAAGGUGCACAUUGUUACAUUAGCAGAACACUGCUUCAAUGGUAUUAUGUAAAGGGUUGUUUAUUCUACAUGGACCUGUUACUACAUUUGAAAGUUAUCACAACAUUUAGUUUAGAAUCUCUACAUAAAUUCAGCAAUUGCAUUCUUCUCAUAUUACUCGGUAGGCUACUGACCUGUUCGAUGCUUCCUCCAGCAUCUCACCAUACAUCUGUCUGUAGUUAUUGAACUCAACGUGCAGGAGGUUUGUUUGUUGUGAAUGAGUGGGGAAACAGCCAGGCCCACCCUUGCCUUCACCCCUGAAUGGUUGUGUGCCAUGUCUAUCAUGUUAAACACCUAUCGAGGAUUGUGAGAUCUGGCAUGCGUCUGCAAUGUAGUCAGCCUGGAACCCAUAAUUUACUAUUUUCUUUAUGUUGUCUGCAAUGUAUCUUUAAAGGACAGUUUACUCUAAAAUCAGUCUGUCACGCAUUUUCAGUCAUCAGAAGUGGUCUAAUGUUGAUACAUGUCCAUGUCGCACGGCAUCCGUUGCAUUGAGCUAUAUGCCAAAUGAAAUGGAAAGAUAGGCUUGUAGUCUAAUUUACUAAUUUAAUCCGGUGUCUAUAUUUUCGGUAUAUAGCUGGAAAUACACAAAGCUUGGGAUGUGGACAUGUCUCGACGUUCGACCAAACUUUGAGAGUGAACUAUCACUUUAAGUUGAACAAAUUGAUGUUUCUGAUUGGUUCCUGGGCCCUCUAGAUCUGGUGGCUGGACGCAGAGCUGACGUGUGGUCAGACGCGCCCGCUAGUCUUCACUCAGGGCCACUCUGUCUGCAACCGCUCCUUCUUCCCCUGCUUCGACACACCCGCUGUCAAGAGCACCUACACCGCUACUGUCAGGGUGAGUGUCCAUGUCACACCUCUAGUGCCGGUUUCCAGAGAAACCUGACCCUAUUGUUUUGAUAUUGACAUAACAUAAAUCGGUGUUUUAAAAUGUUAAUGUAAUACACAUCAGCUGUUGAGCGCCUACACCGUUACCAUCAGGGCAAGUCGCCUCUCAAACCUGCGUCGUGUUGAUGUAGCAAAUGUUUAUUUUUAUUUAACCUUCUCAGGGAAUCAUACUGAGACCAAGGUCUCUUUUACAGAUGAGCCCUGAAUUACAUAAAUGACUGAAAAUACACACAUCAAAAUAUAUAUACAAAAUGCAAGCAGAAAGAAAGAAAAACACUGUCAUAAAAAACAAACACAUUCAUCAGUAAUAAGAUCCUCAAUCAGCUUUCUGAAUUGCCCUAGAGGCACCAGAAUAUCAAAUUUAAGGACAUUUUGAAGAUUGUUCCACAAGUAAGGUGCACGAAAACUAAAAGCUGAUUUACCUAACUCAGUAGAGACCAAAGGAAUUUCCAGAGUUAGCCAUCCCUGAGACCGGGUGUGGUAACUUGUAUGUCUAAAGUUUAGUAAUGAUGUUAGCUACAGUGGGAGUUUUUGUAAAAGGGCUUUAUAAAUGAAAACAUAGCAAUGUAUCAACUUACGUGACAUCAAAGAGAUCCAACCAACUUUCUGGUAGAGAAUGCAGUGAUGAGUACUAAAACUGAUACCCAUAAUAAAGCGCAUUGCGCUACGGUAAACUGCAUCUAACGGCUUUAAUGAAGUAGCAGCUGCGUUCAUAUAGAUUAAGUCGCCAUAGUCUAGGACCUAUAGGAACGUCGACUCAAUAAUCUGCUUUCUAUUAUUUAGCGAGAGGCAGGUCCUAUUUCUAUAGAAGAAGCCCAUUUUUAUUCUCAGCUUAUUAACUAACUCAUCAAUAUGCUUUUUAAAAGACAGCUUUUCAUCUAUCCAGAUGCCCAGAUAUUUGUAAGCACGGACACGAUCAAUAUGGACACCAUCCAAAGUACAUGUGCUUAAAUCAUCAGACUUAUUUUUAUGCGCUCUAGAGAACAACAUAUACUUAGUUUUACCUGCGUUCAAUACUAAUAUCUGGUAAAUAAUUGUUUUCUGUAAUACAACGAAGACAGACUGUAGUUCAGAUAGAGCCUGGUCAACCGUGGGGGCAAUAGUAUACACAACAGUAUCAUUGGCAUACAAGUGCAGGUACAUAUUUUUUUACAGACAAGUUGAUAUUGUUAAUGUUAAACAGUAAAAAGUACAGGACCCAGAAACGACCCCUGGGGGACACCUUUCGUAAUAUCCAGGAAACCUGAUUUAACACCAUAAGUAGAUAUACAUUGAGUUCUAUCGUCAAGUAAUUUUUAAACCAGUUACAUGCAGCCUGUUCUAGGCCAGUUGCGGAAAGCCUCUGAAUUAGCAGUGAGGGAUCAACAGUAUCAAAAGCCUUUGACAAGUCAAAGGCCAGCACAAUGUUGCCUUUAAUCCAUACAGUUAACCACAUCAUUUAUAACUAGGGAUGCAACAGAGAUAGUGCUACGACCUGGUCUAAAACCCAGCUGAUGUUCAUUUAGAAUACAUUUCAAAGAUAAGAAAGAUCUUAGCUGAGAAUUAAUCAAAGAUUCUAAUAUUUUAGCUGGACAAGAAAUUUUAGAAAUAGGCCGAUAAUUAUUUAGGUCACAAGGGUCAGCACCUUUGAAGGGGGAGUACAUGGGCCGCCUUCCAAACCUUGGGGAUAGUACCAGAUAUAAUUGUCAGGUAAAAAAUAUGGGUUAAUGAUUCAGCAAUCAGGGGGGCAGAGAGCUGCAGCAAAAAUGGAUCAAGCAUAUCAGCUCCAGUGGAUUUUUUUUUACAUCAAUCUUAAGCAAGGCAUCUAGCACAUCACAGAUAGUAAAUUGUUGAAAUGAAAACAAAGAUUUACUAGAAGUUGACAGGUUAACCGUCGAGUCAGCUAGAGGCUGGCAGAGGGUAGAGCAGUCGAUUGACUGACCAGGGACAACUACACCACCGUUUCUCUCAAAUAGAAAGCCUGCAGAGAUAAAAUGAUGAUUAAAAGCUCAACUUAUCCCAUUCUUCUCAGUUAUGAUCCAGAGUCAGACAGAACUUGCUUAGGCAGGUAAGAAGAGGAAUUUGUACGCUUCAGUGCGUUUUCCAAAAUGUAGAAGGAUCACCAAAGAUAGAGCUUAAAAAGUAGCUUGAUUUAGCAUUGUUAAUCGAGAUGGUACAUCUGUUUCUCAAUUGUCUGAAAGAUUGCCAGUCCACUACAGAGUCAGUUGUCCUGAAUUGUUUAAAAGGGGCAUGUUUUUCUGCCAGAGGAAUAAAUAUGGAGGAUACAUUUUCUAGAGCCAACUCAGGGUCAGGAAUACAGGAGACAGUGGCUAAAUCAGAGUAGAACAUGUAAAAACCCUUGAGCAGAACACUUUUUAAAAUGUCUCUUCUUAAUUAAACAAGGAUUAGUAUUUUGCUGUUUCGUAUCUCUAAUAUAUACUAUGGGACAAUGAUCACUGAGAUUAUAUUAAAAUACUCCACUAGACAAAUAUUUAUGGGGGUUAUUAGUAAGAAUUAAAUCAAUCAAUGAAAAGUUAACAGGGUUUUUCACAUUUAGCCGUGUGGGUUUUGAGAUCAAUUGAGUCCGAUAAAUAUCAAUACAUAUACUCUUAAAUUGAUCUGAGCUCGGGGAUAGCCAAUCCAGAUUCAAAUCCCCUAAAAAACUGAACAGAAAAGGGGUUAAACACUCAGAAAUAGCACCAAUAGCAUCCGCCAUGGCGAAUUCGAUAGCUCAAAUGGUUGGUAAGUUGUCACGGAGGGCGGUCACGUGUGUUUGCAAGCAGAGGAUCACUGGUUUGAGCCCGGAAUGGGAACAGGGACAGUGGAGGAAGCUAUACUGUUAGCAGCACACUGACGUCCGUUUCACUAACAGAUGUGAGAAAGCGAGGGUGUGUUUGCUAGCCCACGGUGUCAUGACGUCAUUCACCCUCCCUGUCCCUAAGACCUGAACUACUACAAAGGGUCCGCGUCCAGGGUCGGUCAUACCGGGAAUUAAACAAGGCGUUACAUACAAUAGGCAUAAAAGUGGGGGGAAAAAACAAAAAGUAUUUUGUUUGUUCAAGUAAUACCUUGUGUCAUUUCAAUGUGUUCUCUUGUUUUGUGCCUAUGGAAGAAACAGUGGUGUAGUGCAGUGGCGUGUCCAGAACAUUUUGAAUGGGUUGGCCAAGGUGGGGCACUGACCCAGUUUAGGGGGCCAUAAAAUGUUGAACCUUAAUCGAUGCAAGGUGGAUUUUUUCAAUAUAAUUAUAGUGGUUCAAUGCGUUAAAUGCUUCAGCUUACGUUUGGUACGUUCCCCUGUUCAAAUAAACCAUAAAUCAAUUCUAAAUCAAGUCUUCUUACAGUGUUUGCAUUCAAGGUCAGGAUUUUAUAUAAGGGUAUUAGCACACAGCAGUAAAUUCACUUGAAAGUGCUGUCCAAAGUGCUAAUUAUAUUUUUAAUGGGACCUCCUUUAUGGGCUUUAUAGUAAAAACCUGCAAUUUAACUGUCAAAAUGUAUUACCUUUGAAUGUGUCAUGAACACAACCAGUCAUUAUGUUUUCAUCUGAUUGUCACUUCAAAAAGUAGGUUAAGUAGAUUACCUGCGCAUGUUCAUCUACUCCAAAAUAAGUCCAGCAUCCGAACAGUGCACUGUGCACCCACCAUUUGAAUGGAAAGGGACAUCUAUUACAAGUACCAUAAGUGUAAUGAAAUUCAGCCUACAAAGUGGUGUGUAUUAAUGAAUGCCAAGGGAAGCCAGGCUUCUCCAAAAAUUAAGAAUAAAAAUAUAAACUAACGUAUACAAUUAUUUGUUAUUUGUGUCUCUCUGUGUUUCAUAAUUUCCUUGAAUUCGCAAGGCAAACAUGUAGUCCUUUUAUCUGACAUCAUCAGAUACAUGGACUAAACAUACUAAGACGGAGGGGCACUGUUUCGCUCGCUCUGAUGCUUUCUCCGGUGAGAUGAGUCUUGCUGUCGGUGUACAUCUUGGUCAAAAUUAUAAAUAUAUUCAGAGAUGACCUAUCAGAUCUAAGAAUUUGUGGGUGGGCCACUGGGGUGGUCAAUCACCUUUUUUUUUACCACUACAUCACUGGGAAGAAAACCCUGGCUCAGUGAUAUCAGCUUCGCAUUGCUCUGUUCUCUCUCUUUCUGUCUUUGUCUGCCUGUCUCUCUCUCUCUCUCUCUCUCUCUCCAUUUUUCACACUUAUUCACCCCACUGUUUUUGAUUGAAUGCAAAUAAUUGUAUUUGUGGUGUUUGAAGCUGUAGUGUUGAUUCUGUAAUUUGUAGUUUAUUAAAUUUUUGCUGAUCAUUUUGAAUUUGUUGUAUUGUUGUCCUCAGGGCACCAUUGUAAAUGAGACACUGGUCUAAUGGGUUACCCUGAAUAAGUAAAAGUUCAUUAAAUAAAAAAAUACUGUAAAUCUCACUUGGCGUUUUAAUUCUCAAACCUAAUCUCUUGUUAUAAUCUCCCUUCCACCCCGUUAAUCUCACUUUAUUAUAAUCUUAAUCUGGUUUAUUUGCUCUCGCUCUCUCUGUCUGUCUUGGUUUCUCUCCAUUUUAAUCUGUUUUGUCUAAAUAAAAUGGCUUUUAUAGAAUUACACCACUGUUUCUUUAAUCUCACUGUUAAUCUCACUCUGCUUUUCACAAUCUACAUCUCACUUUCCCUUCUGUAGUCUCGUUAGCACUCCUUUUCCUGUGAAACUCCUGCUUUGACAUAAUCUCCCUUUGUCACCAAGAGCAUCAAAAUUAGUUUCAUCAUCUUUUUGUGUUGGUGUGCAUGUGUGAACGUACAUGUCUGUGUGUGUCCAUGCCUGUCUGUGUGUGCGCGCAGGUGCCGGAGGGUGUGACGGUGUUGAUGAGUGCCUCCCGUAGUGCCUACUCCAAGCAGGACAGGGUGUUCCAGUUCUCCAUGGAGUACCCCGUCCCAGCCUACCUGGUGGCCCUGGUGGCAGGGGACCUGCAGCAUGUUGACAUCGGCCCCAGGUCAGUGGGAGUGACCUGACCUAGGUCCAAUACAUUAAUUUGAAAGCUACAGUGUUUCCCAAUUAUCUCUUCUUCCUCCCAAAGUGUACACUUGUUCACUUCUCUUACACACUGAUUUGAAAGGAAAUGACUGGCAUAUAUGGUGGAAACUCCCACUAACCAAUGCCUCCACCAAUCCAAAGCUUUAAGAUUUGUGGGAGGUAGUGAAUGAGGAGUGUAGACUUCAGGAGAAAUAUACUUUAUUAGAGAUAUUAUUGUGAUUCCUUUGUCAUGAAUGUGUCAAACUCCAGUCCUUGAGGGCUGCAGUUACUGUUGGUUGUCGUUCCUCCCUUACCUUUUAAUUGAUCAAUUAAGUCAUUGAUUAGCGAGGAAGUCCACACACCAUUGUUUCCUAGGUCUAAGUCGGACACCAAUAUAAAGGAAAGAACAUCCAGCUGAUACUGCGGCACUCCAGGACUUGAGUUUGACGCCCCUGUACUGAUCCUAUGCUUCUGCAUGUGUCAAUGUCCAGACCUUCACAUAUUUGCCCUAGUGACCUAAUCAGCAGCAUCACAUGAGAUUUUCACAUGCAAUGGGGCGAUUCCACGCCAGCGUGGACGGGAAAUAUUUUUGGUAUCUCAGAUUGUUCUGGCAAUUCUGACAUAAAAACUUAAAUGGGAGGAAGAAUGUUCAAUAUGCUUUUUACAUUUGUAUCACAAACCAUUUUUGAGAAAAUCAUGAUGAAAGUGGCCAUUUUAAGCUCCUUUUAGAACUAUACAUGCCUUCUGUAAGACCCUAUGAUCAAAUCACAUUUUAUUUGCCACAUGCGCCGAAUACAACAGGUGUAGACCUUACAGUGAAAUGCUUACUUACCUUAACCAACAAUGCAAUGUUUUUUUAAGAAAUCAAAAAAAAGUGUAAAGUAAAAAAUAGAAAAUAGCAAAUAAUUAAAGAGCAGCAGUAAAAUAAAAUAACAGUAGGGAGGCUAUAUACAGGGGGUACCGGUACAGAGUCAAUGUGCAGGGGCACCGGUUAGUCGAGGUAAUUGAGGUAAUAUGUACAUGUGGAUAGAGUUAAAGUGACUAUGCAUAAAUAAUAAACAGAGUAGCAGCAGCAUAAAAGAGGGGGUGGGGUGGGGUGGGGUGGGGGGUCCGGGUAGCCAUGAUUAGCUGUUCAGGAGUCUUAUGGCUUGUGGGUAGAAGCUGUUAAGAAGGCUUUUGGACCUAGACUUGGAGAUCCGGUACCGCUUGCCAUGCGGUAGCAGAGAGAACAGUCUAUGACUAGGGUGGCUGGAGUCUUUGACAAUUUUUAGGGCCUUCCUCUGACACCGCCUGGUAUAGAGGUCCUGGAUGGCAGGAAGCUUGGCCCCAGUGAUGUACUGGGCCGUACGCACUACCCUCUGUAGUGCCUUACAGCAGUUGCCAUACCAGGCAGUGAUGCAACCAGUCAGGAUGCUCUCGAUGGUGCAGCUGUAUAACUUUUUGAGGAUCUGAGGACCCAUGCCAAAUCUUUUCAGUCUGCUGAGGGGGAAUAGGCUUUGUCGUGCCCUCUUCACGACUGUCUUGGUGUGUUUGGAACAUGAUAGUUUGUUGGUGAUGUGGACACCAAGGAACUUGAAGCUCUCAACCUGUUCCACUACAGCCCUGUCGAUGAGAAUGGGGGCGUGCUCAGUCCUCUUUUUCCCCCCCCUGUAGUCCACAAUCAUCUCCUUUGUCUUGAUCACGUUGAGGGAGAGGUUGUUAUCCUGGCACCACACGGCCAGGUCUCUGACCUCCUUAUAGGCUGUCUCAUCGUUGUCGGUGAUCAGGCCUACCACUGUUGUGUCAUCGGCAAACUUAAUGAUGGUGUUGGAGUAGUGCCUGGCCAUGUAGUCAUGGGUGAACAGGGAGUACAGGAGGGGACUGCACCCCUGAAGGGCCCCCGUGUUGAGGAUCAGCGUGGCAGAUGUGUUGUUACCUACCCUUACCACCUGGGGGCGCCCGUCAGGAAGUCCAGGAUCCAGUUGCAGAAGGGAGGUGUUUAGUCCCAGCGUCCUUAGCUUAGUGAUGAGCUUUGAGGGCACUAUGGUGUUGAACGCUGAGCUGUAGUCAAUGAAUAGCAUUCUCACGUAGGUGUUCCUCUUAUCCAGGUGGGAAAGGGCAGUGUGGAGUGCAAUAGAGAUUGCAUCAUCUGUGGAUCUGUUGGGGCAGUAUGCAAAUUGGAGUGGGUCUAGGGUUUCUGGGAUAAUGGUGUUGAUGUGAGCCAUGACCAGCCUUUCAAAGCACUUCAUGGCUACAGACGUGAGUGCUACAGGUCGGUAGUCAUUUAGGCAGGUUAUCUUAGUGUUAUUGGGCACAGGGACUAUGGUGGUCUGCUUGAAACAUGUUGGUCAGUGAAGACACUUGCCAGUUGGUCAGCACAUGCUCGGAGUACAAGUCCUGGUAAUCCGUCUGGCCCUGCGGCCUUGUAAACGUUGAACUGUUUAAAAGUCUUACUCACAUCGGCUACGGAGAGCGUGAUCACAUAGUCAUCCGGAACAGCUGAUGCUCAUGCAUGCUUCAGUGUUGCUUGCCUCGAAGCGAGCAUAGAAGUGAUUUAGCUCGUCUGGUAGGCUUGUGUCACUGGGCAGCUCGCGGCUGUGCUUCCCUUUGUAGUCUGUAAUAGUGCAUAAUACAGACAACCGUACAUGAUACAGACAAGAUAUUGGUGUCAUUAUACUCCUUAUAGUGUGCUCUAAAGUAUGAAGUAUGUCUAGAUUCUGAAAGUUUUCACAUAAAUGUAUUCAACAUAAAAAAAUAUUAAUAUGAAUAUAUCAAAACUACCCUUUUUGAUUUUGUUCAUUUUUAGACAUAUUGUUUAAAACGAUAAACUCUACAAGUACAUUACAUUUCCAGAGUGGGCUGGCAUGGAAUCACCCAAAUAACAUGUAAUUUCUAUUAUCUAUCUAUAGUGGAAACGUUUCACCAAAUGGAAGCAAACGAUCCGAAACGGGGAGGGACCUACCCGAACUUGUCCAAUAAGAAUGUUUUUUGCAAUGGUUUGCACUAAUUAAUACAACCCUGCUCUCUUCCUCUGGCAGGAGCCGGGUGUGGGCAGAGCCGUGUAUACUGACCUGUGCUGUGAGCAAGCUAGGAGGUAGCGUGGAGCGCUGGCUGAACGUGGCCGAGGACCUUUUCGGACCCUAUGUGUGGGGAAGGUUAGAGCAAUACAGUUAUUUGUUGCAUGACACAAGAAUCUCAACAUCAAAUAUAGAACAAUGCAUGAGGGUACAGGUCAAGGUUUCGUGACACACUUAUGCAUACACACACACACACACACACACACAAACUUCAGAUACUCUGUCCCUUAGGCCUGGGUGAGUUGGAGUGUCUGUGUUUGUCCACGGCCUCUGUAGUAUUUGGUGGAGUUGGUUUGGUUAGCUAGCCAUACCAAUUAAUAAUAUAGAUUACAGACAGAACACACAGACUCCCCAAAAUACACUUACUUGCCAAAUUCACAUGGCUAGACAGUCUUCAGAUUUAAAUUGUACAGUGUUCGCAGUUACAGAAAAAAAUUCUGCAUAUCUACAGUUUACAUGAAUUGUUAACUAUACAGGGCUUUUAAUAAUAAUAAUAAUAAUAUGCCAUUUAGCAGACGCUUUUAUCCAAAGCGACUUACAGUCAUGCGUGCAUACAUUUUUAUUUUUUUGUGUAUGGGUGGUCCCGGGGAUCGAACCCACUACCUUGGCGUUACAAGCGCCGUGCUCUACCAGCUGAGCUACAGAGGACCACAUGCUAGGGAGAGGAAAGAUGGAACUGAAACCAUACAAAAACGUGCUAUAAAAGAGAACAAACCAGAACACUGUACCAGUCAGUCAAUUGAAAUUGAAAUUUAAGUAUGAAAACUGUAUGCACUCACUAACUGUAAGUCACUCUGGAUAAGAGCGUCUGCUAAAAAAUGACUAUAAAAAAUAAAAAAUUGAGGAGGUACAUUUCAUGUCAUGUCAUACAUUUAAAAAGUGAUGUUACUUCCUAAUGAGAAUUGUACGAUUCUUUAAUUGAAUUUCAAUGCACUUCCUGGGGUUGCGUCCCAAAUGGCACAAUAUUCCCUAUAUAGUGCACUACUUUCACCCUAUUCCUUAUAUAGUGCAUUUCUUUUGACAUCAAAACUAUUGCAUAAUAUAGGGAAUAUGGUGUAAUUUGGGAAGCAGCCCUGAAUUGACCACAUGACAACCAUCGUAUCAUUCCGCCACGCUGGUCACACACAGGUACGACAUAGUGUUCCUGCCUCCGUCGUUCCCCAUCGUGGCCAUGGAGAACCCCUGCCUCACCUUCAUCAUCUCCUCCAUCCUGGAGAGCCGGGAGUUCCUGCUGAUCGACGUCAUCCAUGAGAUCGCCCACGGCUGGUUCGGCAACGCGGUCACCAACGCCACCUGGGAAGAGAUGUGGCUGAGCGAGGGACUGGCCACCUACGCACAGAGACGCAUCACUACCGAGGCCUACGGUGUGUAUACGCACGCUCACACACACACACAUCUAGGCACAGAGGCACAUGGUGUGUAUAUAUAGCAUACACAGACACACCUAAGUACAGAGGCGCAUCACUACAAACACAAACAAACCAAAAUGCCUACAGCUAAUCCCCCGUCCCUGUGUUUCCCCAGGUGAGGCCUUCACCUGUCUGGAGACUGUGUUCCGUCUAGACGCCCUGCACAGACAGAUGCGUCUCCUAGGAGACAACAACCCUGUCAGCAAGCUGCAGGUCAAAUUUGAGCCAGGUAUGGAUGAAAGACUCACUCAGACACGCACGCACACACACAAACAGUCGGUGUAAUUUAGCUUCACAAAUAAAAACAUAUUUUUUUAAAUGAGGACUACUGUUACUGUUUUAUUAUCUUUCAUUCUCUCUCCCUCAUCUGUUUUUUUCUACCCUUAGGUAUUAAUCCCAGUAGUCUGAUGAACUUGUUCACUUACGAAAAAGGCUUUUGCUUCGUCUCGUACCUCUCUCAACUCUGUGGCAAUGUCAAGCGCUUCGACAGCUUCCUGAGGGUAAGAGAGCGCGUGAACACACACACACACGCACAGAGACACACCACAUCACUUGAAACUGUGUCAUGUUCUCUCAGGCCUACAUAGAACAGUUUAAGUUCAGCAGUGUUGUGGCCCAGGACCUGCUCGAUUUCUUCCUGGGCUUCUUCCCGGAACUAAAGGAGAGCUGUGUGGCCCAGAGAGAGGGUGAGUCCGUCACUCACAUUACCAGUUCAUGGGAAAAGGACAUAUACGCCCACCAAACUUGUUCAAGUGCUGGAUAGCAUUGUCGAAUUGUUGUCUGUUUUUGUGUGAACCCACAGAACUGAAGAGGUAUAUACUUGUUCCUCGCUCUAUUUCUCCCUCUCAGGGUUGGAGUUUGAGCGGUGGCUGAACGGUUGUGGCCCCCCCCUGUGUGAACCGGACCUCUCGGCUGGUGGGGUUCUGACCGGUCCCGUCCAGAGUCUGUGUGACCUGUGGGCCAGCGAACCCCCAGACCCUGAGGCCAUCGCAAACUUUAACCUCUCCUCUUGGAGCACCUUCCAGACUGUUCUCUUCCUGGACCGACUGCUGGACCGCUCGCCCCUCUCACACGGUAGGUACCAGACCAUGAGCCGUAUGUAUAAAGCGUCUUACUGUAGGAGUGCUGAUUUAGGAUCAGUUUUUCCCUUCAGAUAAUAAUAAGUAAGACGUACAAUGAGGGGAAAAAAGUAUUUGAUCCCCUGCUGAUUUUGUACGAUAGAAUAACAACAACAAAAUCCAGAAAAACGCACGUCAAAAAUGUUAUAGAUUGAUUUGCAUUUUAAUGAGGGAAAUAAAUAUUUGACCCCACUGCAAAACAUGACUUAGUACUUGGUGGCAAAACCCUUGUUGGCAAUCAGAGGUCAGACGUUUCUUGUAGUUGGCCACCAGGUUUGCACACAUCUCAGGAGGGAUUUUGUCCCACUCCUCUUUGCAGAUCUUCUCCAAGUCAUUAAGGUUUCGAGGCUGACGUUUGGCAACUCAAACCUUCAGCUCCCUCCACAGAUUUUGUCACCUUCUCACCAAGCUGCUUGGCGAUGGUCUUGUAGCCCAUUCCAGCCUUGUGUAGGUCUACAAUCUUGUCCCUGACAUCCUUGGAGAGCUCUUUGGUCUUGGCCAUGGUGGAGAGUUUGGAAUCUGAUUGAUUGCUUCUGUGGACAGGUGUCUUUUAUACCGGUAACAAACUGAGAUUAGGAGCACUCCCUUAAAGAGUGUGCUCUUAAUGUCAGCUCGUUACCUGUAUAAAAGACACCUGGGAGCCAGAAGUCUUUCUGAUUGAGAGGGGGUCAAAUACUUAUUUCCCUCAUUAAAAUGCAAAUCAAUUUAUAACAUUUUUGAAAUGCGUUUUUCUGGAUUUUGUUGUUGUUAUUCUGUCUCUCAAAUAAACCUACCAUUCAAAUUAUAGACUGAUCAUUCUUUGUCAGUGGGCAAAUGUACAAAAUCAGCAGGGGAUCAAAUACUUUUUUUCCCUCACUGUACAUGGACGGGGGGACCUGAUCCUUGAUCAGCACUCCUACUCUGAGACACUUUAUGAAUACGGGCCCUUGCAUAAAAUACAUGAGCGCCGUGUAUUUCUGUGUUUUUGGGACUAUUCCAUUGGUUCCGUUGUACCAGGGAAAAUGUUGCAUAAAUCAAGCUACCCCAGAGAGUGAUGGGAUGUUGUGUGUGUGUCAGAGGUUAUGGGUCAGUUGUCACGCUGCUACUCGGCCCAGCUGGAUGAGAUGAACGCCGAGGUGCGGAUCCGCUGGCUGCAGAUCGUGGUGCGGAACAGCUUCUACCCUGACCUGCCCCGCAUCCGCGGCUUCCUGCACAAACACGUGAGUGGUGACUGAACCAGACGGAGAGGGCACGUCCCAAAUGGCACCCUAUUCCCUAUGUAGUGUGUAUAUAUAGGGAAUAGGGUGCCAUUUGGGAUGCAGGUAGAGUCACUAUGGCCCUGUUCAAAUACUACUGCUGAGCGGUUAACUAUUUUUAAAUUAUUAUUAUUUUAUUUUUUUACAAAUUGACUGACGUCGGUUCAAUUAUUUGAGUUCAAUUUCGUUCUGUUUUUUUCUGUGAGCUCAAUGUGUAGUUUCUCUAGAGAGAAAUCAGAACAAAUCCCGAACUGUGCGAUGUAGUAGGGAGUUGUAGUUUCCAACAGGCCAAUAUUCUACAUACACUACAUGACCAAAAGUAUGUAGACACCUGCUCGUCUAACAUCUCAUUCCAAAAUCAUGGGCAUUAAUAUGGAGUUGGUCCCCCCUUUGCUGCUAUAACAGAGUCCACACUUCUGGGAAGGCUUUCCACUAGAUGUUGGAACAUUGCUGCAGGGACAUGCUUCCAUUCAGCCACAAGAGCAUUAGUGAGGUAGAGCACUGAUGUUGGGUGAUUAGGCCUGGUUUGCAUUCAGCGUUCCAAUUCAUCCCAAAGGUGUUCGAUGGAGUUGAGGUCAGGGCUCUGUGCAGGCCAGUCAAGUUAUUCCACACCGAUCUCGACAAACCAUUUCUGUAUGGACCUCGCUUUGUGCACAGGGGCAUUGUCAUGCUUUGCAGUUAGCACUAUGCAUUCAGGCAGGUAGCGUUCUCCUGGCAUCCGUCAAACCCAGAUUAGUCCGUCGGACUGUCAGAUGGUGAAGCGUGAUUCAUCACUCCAGAAGAACGCUACCUGGGGGGGGGGGCACAAAUGCAAUUUCAGAAUUUGGGGGCCCACCCGUCAAUAGUGAAAGUUGUGCCUGUCAGCAACGGGUGUGGCUGAAAUACAAUGACCAUAAUCCAUUGCGCCUACUUGUCCGGUCUGUGUGGGGCAGACACAGAGAAGGAAAGAAGAGACUGAAGAACGUGCGAUCUAUACACCUGUCAGCAACAGGGUGUGGCUGAAAUAGCCGAAUCCACUAAUUUGAAGGAGUGUCCACAUACUUUUGUAUAUAUAGUGUAUUUUAGCGCAGUAAAGGUAAUUAACUACAAUGACCAUAAUCCAUUGCGCGCCUACUUGUCCGGUCUGUGUGGGGCAGACACAGAAAGGGAGAGCAGAAGGAGAGAAGAGACAGAAGAAUGCACGAUCGAGAGGGAUAGAGAGUAGUUGCUUCCCGAGGUACUGUAUUGGUAUUCAGCAGUCAUAAAAGUAUGCCUUAUUUACUUUAAAGAACUACUAAAAUAGGGAUUUUGUCAGACCGCAUAGGCAACAACUCUAUAGAGAUGAGGUGAUGACUUGGAAUGAAAUAAUAAAGUCAUCAAAUAAAACAAAUGUAAUAUAAACAACAACUGAAAUAUUUGUAUAAUGUAAUGUGAAUGUAAUAAGUGAUAAGUAGUAAUGGGCAGUCACUACCAUCAUGGGACUUUUAUUAGUUGUUGUAUUCUGUGUUACAGCGUUCAACCUGUGAAUGUAAUGUUUUAAAAAGUCAAAGGGGCGGUGCAGUUCAAUGUGAUUUUCCUGUUUUUUAAAUGAUAUUUCUACACUAUGAGGUCGAAAUAACACUCUGAAAUUGUGAACAUUAUGAUAAUACCCAUUUUUGUGUAAGAGCGGUGUAAGAGCUCCCAGCCUGUUCAGUUGGGAUGGAACUUUUGGCCCACAUCAUGAUGUCACAAUGUGAUCUGAUUAUAAUAGACUAAUGACUGUUCAUCUCGGUAAGGGGGUGGGCUCUAGACAAUCCAAUCAGCCAAUCAGGGCUGUUACGUUAAUAUCUUCAAAGAUUUUCCUAACGAUCAGACUGAGCAUUUCAAGGGCCAAGGGAGGCUCAGGAAAAUAAAAGAUACAAAAUAUAUUUUUUGGGGUUAUUUUCAUGAAAUGAACAGUGAUUUAUUAGACAUACAGUGAUUUAAAAAUAAAGUUACAAAGCUUUUUCGACAUGGGUCAGCAUCACUAACUGAUACAAUCCGUUUCCACUAGCAUUGCUAUAUUCUACAAAGACGCUAGCCAGGAUAUUCUGGACGUUGCUAAAUAACCAGCUAACAAACUGAACUAUCACUUUUUUUUAUCACUAAACAAUGCAUCCUUCCUUCCUCAUAUACUUACAAUAAUCACGGAUCUAUAAGUAAUUGGUUAGGUGAAAGCAAGGUUACCACCCUAUUACUUUCCAAUUCAACCAAUUCAAGAUCUGUAAUUAAUUCAUGGAAGAUAGAAAAGCAGGAUGUGUUUAUACAGGGACUCUGACUGAUCUAUCUGCAGCUAGAUAUUUGUAAGUCAACUCGAUGACUUUCCAUCAGGGUUUCCCAAACUCAAUCAUGGGGCCUACCAGGGGCACGUUUUAGUUUUUGCACUAGCACUACACAGCUGAUUCAAAUAAUCAAAGCUUGAUGAUGAGUAGUCAUUUAGCAGACACUUGAGAGCGGCUUACAGGAGCAAUUAGGGUUAAGUGCCUUGCUCAAGGGCACAUCGACAGAUUAUUCACCUAGUCAUCUCGAGGAUUCGAACCAACGACCUUUCGGUUACGGGUCCAACGCUCUUAACCGCUAGGCUACUAGUAUUUAAGGGGAGGGAUGGCAGGAUGGGGAUGGAGGGAACAUUUCAACAAAUGUUUCCUAGAAGAUUGAAUUAGAUUAUACUAUUCUCCAUUCAGACACUAAUUUGGAUUAAAUGUAGCAUUUAUUUAUUAAAAUGUAAUAUUUAUUUAUUACAUUUAUUACAACAACACACAUAGAAGGCCCUUCAUUUACAGUUGAGCUUUUUCUUUAAAAAUAGCCUUUAAAAUUGUUUUUAUUUAUAACACUGCUUUUAUGCUGCCAGCCGAGUAACCCAGGCCAUUCACUCCAGUUCUAGGAAGUCGAAGCAGAAGCAGUGAAAUUACACCGUCAGGCAGGCUGUGGACACUUGAGUAUUUAUUUGAGUGUAAAUGGGUGACAGGAAGUGGUGAUUUCUCAGUUGCGCAUUAUAUAGGAGCUACACUGGGGCAUCAGGAAAACAGUGGGGUUUUUACCUGCUACACUGGACACGUAACUUUUGGCCAACGCAAGAAGAUUGUUCUCAGGCCUGAGCUGCACCUCAAAAUCUUUAAAAUAGAACCAGAGUGUAAUUCUGCACAGAGCGGCGUGAGGCUCUCAUGGAGCCAGCGUGCUUACACCCAGGUUUUUAUUUAAAUUAAUAGGGGUGUCUCACACUCUGCAGAAGUUAUGAGUCUAGUGUAGCAGGCCAGAUACUCGUUUGUAAUGGCCAAAUGGCAUCAAACGGUGCGUCUCCCCUCAGCAGUUAACAUUCUCCAUAAUGACACUGUGUGUAAUGCUAUGUAUGUUGUGUGUCUAAUUUAACAAUUCAAAAAAGCACUUGCACAUCUGUGUUAGCUUUUUUCAGGUGCAUGGGAAUAAUUUGAUAAUAUCUGGCCAGUGUCUUUAAAAAAAAUGUAUUCCAACUUACGUGUCGGCCUGUUUUGCGGCAGAGCUUUUAAAGACACAUUUCUAUUUUUUUGAACAUGUAAUGCACAGCAAAACAAUUUUAACCUUAGCUUGUAUUUUUAUCUUAUCAGACGUCGAGGAUGUACACGGUGCCACUAUACGAGGACCUUUGUUCCGGGGUGAUGAAGUGCUUUGCGGCCGAGGUUUUCUACCAGACACAGGCCCGCCUCCACCCCAACCUCCGACGGACACUCCAGCAGAUCCUGUUCCAGACCAGCGCCUUACCCACCACCACCUCUGUCCCCUCCCUGCUACACCCCACCCCCUCGUCCCCCAGCCCCACCCCCGUUGGCCAACCAGGGCCUGCCGACCCCCCCACUACUGGUACUAUCGCACUACGUGACGUCAACGUGUCUGCCUGA